AUGAUGUAUUCGAAUAAACGCAAAUCAUGUAUAAGUCCUCAAUUGGAAUGGUUGAACGAGUUAAGGUUUGCCGCGGAGUUGGAGACUAUGUCAGUGUUAUUCGCAAAGUCUGUAGCCGAAUCUCGAGGGUACAUUAAACUGUUCAUUGGGUAAGAAAGCGUUAUAAGAAUCGAAAUGUGUCUUUAUAAUAUCGAGACGUGGCCUUCAAGCAGCAGAUCCCCUUUUUCAGCCAUCAACAUGAUCCCAUUAAUGAACGACGGAAGUCUCGUUGCAUUGCUCGAUUGAUGCCAUCAAACCCAGUCGAAGAUCUCCCAGAUUCCAAUCAUAAAUCAUUGAUAUCCGUCCCUUCCACAUCCUGUGAAAGUCUGAAUGUUCAGGAAACUCCCGAAGAAGAGGUUGAAUUUGGAAAUUCCCUUCCAAGCGAAGUUCUGUCAAAUACAAGAGUAAGAAUACACGGUGGUUCACUCAGAGCUUCCAACUACAUCCUCCCUGAAGAUGCAUAACAAGAUUUGAGGCCUACAUUGCCCAAGCAAACAACUUUCAUUCGGUUCUCACCUGGGGUCAAAAAAAAUUUUUUGAGCAUCUUUCGGCAAACCAAACAAUCGUACAAAAAUGACCCCCCCCCCCUCACCAUACCAUUUUAUGGCAAGACAAAAAAAUUAUUCAAAAAAAUCCGCCUUGGUCCCCCCCCCUUACAUUAUCAUUUUCCCUCAAGCUCGGUCUUCGCCCAGUUGCCCAUUUCUUAAAAGUUAGGUUCCCCUGUCUCACUGUCAAUUGAAAAUCAUUUACAGAUUUCGGGCUUCAAAAUUUGGAAUAUGUAAAAGGACAGUCCGCGGGUCCCUUGUAAACCAACAAUCUCCAAACUUGGUGUAUAAAAAGUGGGGUAUCACGGCUUUCAUUAAAAUUUUAAAUUUUAUAGAAAUUGGGAGAGAAAUACCUGAAAUAAGGCUGCAGCUCCGAGUAAACCGCCCUGUACAAUAAAAGUAAUCAAGACUCUUAUUUUUAGGACAGUAUAAAUAUUCCGCUGAUGAGAAGAAGACGAAAGAAGCCUGGAGUUUACAGACAUUCGAUCAGAGUAAAUGAUGGACCGGACAACAGGAUCUCCAUAAUCACAUCAAGGUAGGUCAGAGCCGAAAAGUCCUCAUAUAUUUUAGACCUGCCCCUUCAAUUCCUAAGAUCUUCACCUCAAUCCGAAACAUAAAAUCAUCCUCAAGUUCCAUUUCAAGUACCUCAGCCGACUCUGGCCAAUGCUCUGGCAAUUCUGGAGUUCAUGAAAAUGUAAAUCAUUUGGCCAGAGACUCCAACGGAAUAAUGGUUUCCUCUGCUUCUUCGGUUUUCUCAAAAGAGCAAAAGACGGCGCUGCCUAUGUACGCGAGAAUCGCAAAUUCUAUGGAUCAUGUUCUCCGCAUAGCGAGUACUGUAUUAACUCUAUUGGAUUCAAAUCUCUCGGACAAGAAGUUGAAAAGAGAACUGAUCCAGAAGACAAAGGUUUAUAUCGAGAUCACGAAACAAUCCCAAUGCGGCCCCUUUCUUCAAGACGAUGACUUCGAUCCCGUCUUGGCCAUAGUUCAAGAUCUAGAACAACAGAGAUUCCCGGAAGUCUAUGACAUAGUCCCCGAAUAUUUCAACAUCUAUGUCCGAAAGAUGAUCGAGCAAAGCAUGUCUGUAUUCGUGAAAGUAAUCUGCGUCUAUCUGAACGAUAGCUCGAACAAGGACAGGCUUCUAGUCAUUGCUCUGGAACAUAUGAUUCAUCUGCUUCUGUUUGGAGAUGACAUUUCUUUGGAGGCAAUUCGAGUAAGUCCAUUUGUGAUUAGUUAUUUUUAGAAGCAAAUAUAAAUUUUAAAUUCGGAAUGUAAGGCAUGCAAAUUAAUUAAAUUACUUACAGCAUAAGGCCGUCGAGAGACUUCUGGAGUUCUGUAGAUUGACGUCAACCCCAGCAGAAACCCUGAGGCUCUUGUUACGGGCUUUGGCUGUCUUGUGUGGAGUUAAUAAGGGAUGUGUUCAGUUACUUUCGGUAAGAUUUCAGAAUGAAAGUUGAUCUUUUUAGUUGGGUGGGUUGGAUACAGUACUCAACUUGUUAUGCAACAGCCCUUCUUUCUGUGCAGUAGAAGCAGCAGGUAUUCUGACUCAAUUAACGAAUGCCAAUCAUCCAUUCAUCCGACCACAAGGACUCGGGAAUAAUGUUGUUAAUAGGCUACUAGAUCUCCUAGAUGAGAGUAACACUUCUGAAUCCGUCCUUCUGUGUACUGCGGCCUUGGCCAAUCUCUCGAUUCAUGAUCAAAUUACGGAACUUUUAUAUCAGAAGAAUGCUGUAAUCAGACUCGUCCGGGCCUGUAAACGUCCAAAUUGCUCCAGUGCUUUCGUCUACGAACAAGUAAGUACCCUCGAAUAAAGCGUGCGCAUUACAAGGCGUCCCGAGAAAUUCGCGGGAAAGUUUUUGUCGAUUUCUUGGCACUCAGCCAAGAUCCCAAAAAGUUUCUUGCAGGAGAAAGAAGAAGCUGGGCGGUUUUCUGCCCAAACAAUACUCUCCGCCAACACGGAAGGUAGUGUAUUCGGCCAAGACUUUUGAUCGCUUUGUUGGUCAUCACAACAACCGCAACGCUUUAAUACUUAAGAUCUGGAUGGUUGAAAGAGGAUAUUUGCUUGAAUCAACCGUUCGACAAAGGUAUGGCGGGCGCUUACCAUAUGGGCCAUAACUCAGCUUCGGAUAACGAUACAAGGCUCGGAAUGCCCAACACCGUUCUUUUGCUUUGGCUUCCAUUCCCUGCUGAUUCCGUACCUUUCAAAAUUUUGUCGCCAAGCCUUGAUAGAAGUUUAGCCAUCGGCGACAGGAGCGUAGCUGAGAACUUGGUCUGGAAGCUGAAGCCCCCUAGCUACGCGAUUGAUCGGCGAACCACUUGGGGCAUCAGAAAACGAAGAAAUAUUUUUUGUUCAAACUUCUCUUUGCUGUGCUAUUUCAAACUUCCGCCGUAUGAGCAGAGAAAAAAAUCUCCACAGGGAAAGAGCUGAAAUUUAGGCAAUGUUACGCAAUUUGAGACAAGAAUUACGCAUUUCUUGUCUGGACAAGAAAUCAUGGUUUCUGGCCACGACACCCGAUUUGAUGCGUAUGUCACCAUCCUUAUAUCUUGAGCGCGAAGAAAUCGACAAAAACUUUCCGAUGAAUUCCUCGGACACCUUGUAUAAUUUUUUUCCGGCCAGACAAAAAAACCGCGAUUUUUUCUCGGUUUUCACAACGUAGCACAUGCCAGACAAAUAAUAAAUCUUUUUUUGGGCAGUUGGAAAGUAAAAUGCCCCCUUCACACACAAUUUUUUAGACUGUUGCCAUCUUUUCGCGCCUGGCACAUUGUGGUUACGAUCAGGCCCUAAUUGCACAGCAAGCCAUCCCACUACUGCUAAAAAUGAUGACAAUUACAUCUACUCAACAAAUAGAUCAUUACCGUCGAGUUCGAUAUAAGGCGGUUGUCUGUUUGAGCAGUUUAGCGUCCACAGGCAUCGGCCUGAAAGCCAUUUUUAAACAGCAAGGUCGGGAGAAGCUGAUCGAGGCCCUCAGAAGCGAGAAUGUUUCAAAGUCAGCUCCAUUCGCAUUACUCUGUCAAGGGGUCAAAAACAAGUUAGAAGAGACUUACUAUAAGAAUGAUAAAUAA
Bursaphelenchus xylophilus (pine wood nematode) is the source of this 3644-nucleotide messenger RNA. The record is from the annotation of a GenBank genome assembly. Lineage: Eukaryota; Metazoa; Nematoda; Chromadorea; Rhabditida; Aphelenchoididae.